Messenger RNA from Peniophora sp. CBMAI 1063, 327 nucleotides. The record is from the annotation of a GenBank genome assembly. Lineage: Eukaryota; Fungi; Basidiomycota; Agaricomycetes; Russulales; Peniophoraceae.
AUGAGCGCGCUCUUCCUCUACGCUCCAUCCAUCGUCGUCGCUUCCACCGGACACGACUACGUGGGGCUCACGGCACCCGGAAGGCGGUUUGACGGUACCUUGAGACUACCGAGCACUACCGAAGCCGUUCUGGACGUUGGACUCGUCGAUCCCCUCCUCCCCGCGCUACCUAUGAGCGCGCUCUUUUUAUACACUAUCCCCGUCGUUGUGGCUCAGGCCCUCGCGGGCGGGAACGACUAUGUCCGGCUCUCGGAGUCCCCGGGCCUCUCGAGCUCUACCGAGGUUGUCAUGGACGCUCAUCCUAUUCAGCUUGCUGCCACCCAUUAG